This is a messenger RNA of Plectropomus leopardus (leopard coralgrouper), 941 nucleotides long. The record is from RefSeq and is a predicted model, not a curated record. Lineage: Eukaryota; Metazoa; Chordata; Actinopteri; Perciformes; Serranidae.
UUACACGGUGCGCUUUGAGGAUGUCACCUCCUCCGAGACGAAGCUGAAGUUCAUGACCGAUGGCAUGCUGCUGCGUGAGGCCAUCGGAGACCCCCUGCUGCUGCGCUACACGGUGGUGGUGCUGGACGAAGCUCACGAGCGCACCGUGCACACUGACGUGCUGUUUGGCGUGGUUAAGACCGCUCAACGUAGGCGCAGAGAACUCAACAAGAUCCCGCUGAAGGUCAUCGUGAUGUCAGCCACCAUGGACGUGGAUUUGUUCUCCGAGUACUUCAACAAGUCGCCCGUCCUGUACCUGGAGGGCAGACAGCAUCCCAUCCAGAUCUACUACACCAAGCAGCCGCAGUCAGACUACCUGCAGGCUGCGCUCGUCUCCGUCUUCCAGAUCCAUCAGGAGGCGCCUCCGUCACAUGAUAUCUUAGUGUUCAUGACGGGUCAGGAGGAGAUCGAGGCUCUGGCUCGGACGUGCAGGGACAUCGCCAAGCAUCUGCCCGACGGCUGCGGCCCCAUGGUGGUCAUCCCUCUGUACGCCUCGCUGCCCCCGGCGCAGCAGCUCAGGGUCUUCCAGCCGGCUCCCAAGGGAUGCAGGAAGGUCAUCCUCUCGACAAACAUCGCCGAGACGUCCGUCACGAUCUCUGGGAUCAAAUUCGUCAUCGACACGGGGAUGGUGAAGGCCAAACGCUUCAAUCCCGACAGCGGGCUGGAGGUGCUGGCGGUGCAGCGGGUCUCCAAAGCUCAGGCGUGGCAGCGAGCGGGUCGGGCCGGCAGGGAGGACUCGGGCUCCUGCUACCGCCUCUACACGGAGCAGGAGUUUGACAACCUCGUCCCCAUGACUGUCCCCGAGAUCCAGAGGUGUAACUUGGCCGGCGUGAUGCUGCAGCUCAUGGCUCUGGGGAUUCCAGAUGUGAUGAAUUUUGAUUUCAUGUCCAAACCGUCUCCAG